GGUUUCCUGAUGAUCCCAACAUUCUCAAGGACUCAGGAAACCUUCCUUUGAUUAUUCCUGGGAUUGCAACACAAUGUUUUGCUAUCUUUUCUUUGUUUUCUUAUUGUUCAAUGAAGCAUUUGCUGCUAAACAUGCAAAACCAGUUGUCCAAUGGCAGACUUUGAGUGGUGAUGCACCAUUAGUGAUAGCUCGAGGAGGCUAUUCAGGGCUUUUUCCAGACUCGAGCCAGUUUGCGUACCAAUUUGCAUUAUCGACAAGCUUGAGUGAUGUAGUCUUGUUCUGUGACCUUCAAUUGACAAAAGAUGGUGCUGGUUUCUGUCACUCAGGCCUUCAAUUGGAUAACUCUACCACAAUAUCACAAGCAUUUCCAAAAGGACAGAAAACUUAUCCUGUCAAUGGGGAGGAUGUCACCGGAUGGUUCGCAAUCGAUUAUGUCUCUAAGGUUUUGUUCGAUAAGGUUUCAUUGAUUCAGGGCAUUUUUUCUCGGCCGAGUGUUUUUGAUAAUAGCCAAUCCAUGAUGAGGGUCGAAGACGUUGUGGCUGUGCAACCCCCGUUGUUUUGGUUGAAUGUCGAAUAUGCUAACUUCUUUAAGCAACACAAAUUAGACAUAGCAGAGUAUACACUGGGAUUAUCAAAUCAAAUGCCAAUAGAUUUCAUCUCUUCUCCCGAAAUCAAUUUCUUAAAAGGUCUAAGUGGCAAAGUCAAUGCAAGGAAUACGAGGCUCAUUUUCAAAUUCCUAAAAGCCGAUAAAACCGAGCCCUCAACGAAGAAAACAUAUAGUUCCCUUCUGAAGGAUCUUCCGAUGAUCAAGUCAUUUUCUUCUGGAAUUCUUGUCCCGAAGGAGUACAUAUGGCCGGUCGGUAAAGAUCUUUACUUAGAGCCUGCAACAACUCUUGUAUUGGACGCGCACAAGUUGGGUCUCGAAGUUUAUGCUUACGGCUUCGCAAAUGAUGCUCCCGCAAGCUAUAACUACAGUUAUGAUCCUUCGACAGAGUACUUGCAGUUUGUCGACAAUUCAGACUUCUCCGUUGAUGGUGUGCUCACUGACUUCCCUUCUACUGCAUCACAAGCUGUUGCAUGCUUGGCGCACAACAAGAAAAACAUCCCGCCGCCAAUUAAAGAUAAACCGCUAAUUAUAUCGCACAAUGGCGCAAGCGGAGUCUAUGCCGGAUGCACUGAUCUUGCUUAUCAGCAAGCCGUAAAUGAUGGUGCUGACAUAAUCGAUUGCUCGGUUCAAAUGACAAAGGAUGGAGUUGCAUUCUGUUUGGAUUCUGCAGAUGUCUCACAAACUACAACCGCAAUGACUUCCUUCAUGUCACACUCCACCGUCAUCCCCGAAAUACAGAAAGACAAUGGCAUCUACUCUUUUGAUCUCACUUGGGCCGAGAUCCAAACCUUGAAACCAAGUCAAACCCGAUUACCAUCAUCAGGACUGUCUAGAAAUCCUGCAAUGCAGAAUGCCGGAAAGCUCAUGACACUUCCUGAAUUCCUGGACUUUGCGAAGAACUCAUCAGUCCCUGGAAUUUUGAUUUCAAUAGAGAAUGCUGCUUACCUUGCAUCAAAACAAGGCCUAGACAUCGUCAAUACUGUAAUGAGCAACUUGACUGCUGCUAGUUAUGAUCAGCAAACACUUCAACAAGUUUACAUUCAAUCUGACGAUACUUCAGUUCUCGAGAAGUUCAAGAGUGUUUCAACUUACAAGAGAGUGCUAAUGAUCAAAGAGUCAAUAAGCGAUGCGCCGAAGCCAUCAGUAACUGAAAUUAAGCAGUUUGCUGAUGCUGUAAACCUCCCAAGAUCAUCGCUGGUCGCGUACUCAGACUUCUUCCUGUCGGGUUUCACUCCGGUGGCCAAAGAGAUGUUUGCCGCUAACAUUUCUGUGUUUGUCUCAGUGCUCAGAAAUGAGUUCAUGGCAUUGGCUUUCGACUAUUUCUCCGACCCAACUGUCGAAGUUGCUACUUAUGUUCUUGGUCUUGGAUUAGAUGGAGUGGUCACUGAAUAUCCUGCCACUGCAAGUUCAUACAUGAGGAGUCCAUGUUUCUACUCAGAUGCAGACUUGCCAUACACCAUAUUGGCAGCACAACCUGGAUCUUUACUCCAAUUAGCACCACCAGAUGCACUGCCACCAGCUCAACCUCCUGCUCCAGUGCUCCAACCUGCUGAUGUUGAUGAUCCACCAUUGCCUCCAGUUGUUAAAAACAGUAACAAUGAUCCUGCUCAUCCUUCUCCUCCUGCUUCUUCUCUUCCUUCUUCUCCACCCAAUCAUGCUUCUCUUGUUACUGUUACUUCUUCUCUGUCUUUCUUCAUUGUUUUCUUCUCCUUCAUGUACUUGCACUUUAGCUGCCAUUGAUUUUCAUGUCAUGUCCUUCUCCUUCUACACUGCUUCAUUAAUUCAUUCCUUGAAUUUCUUUUUCUUUUCAUUCUUUUGUGCAUUGUUUUUUGUGUGUUUA
Dioscorea cayenensis subsp. rotundata (Guinea yam) is the source of this 2447-nucleotide messenger RNA. Its product is annotated as glycerophosphodiester phosphodiesterase GDPDL6-like. Gene Ontology annotation, biological process: lipid metabolic process. Lineage: Eukaryota; Viridiplantae; Streptophyta; Magnoliopsida; Dioscoreales; Dioscoreaceae. The record is from RefSeq and is a predicted model, not a curated record. The coding region runs from base 74 to 2347 and encodes 757 amino acids. The transcript is spliced from 10 exons. Gene Ontology annotation, molecular function: glycerophosphodiester phosphodiesterase activity.